CAUCGCCCCGCCCCCUCUGUGUCCAGUCCUCUGCCGCCGCCCGCUUUCGUCUCCGCCGGGUGAAAACCUGGCCUCUCCAGGGACUCCACUGCGUGUUCCCUGCUGGCUUAAGGCCAGGAGGCCCCAUCCUGCAGGCAGAGCCGAUCCUGGGACCGACGGAGGGUCAGCUACCACAGGUCAGGAGUGGGUUGGGGACACAGCGUCGGGUCUUCCUGGAAGGAGGGAGCCGUGGCUGCCUCUCUGUACCUCCCCCAUUCUGGACCCAAAAUCUGCGCGGUUGCGGUGCCAGCAUCUGGGUUGGGAUGCCUGUGGGAAGUCAGGGUAGUGUGGGCGUUUAGGAUGUUGCUGUGUGCGCAUGUGUGCAUAUUUGUGGGCCUCCAGAUGGGUAUGUGUGGAGGAGGGGUUGGUAGAGGCUCCAGUCUCGCAGCAGCUCGAGGUGGAUUGGGCACAAGGCCUGGCUGUCUCUGCAAGCUAGCGUUAGUCACAGGCUUACCCGCCAACCCCGAUCCAGGCAAGGUUCCUUAUGUGGUAAGUGACACAACUGUACAUACACAUCCUUCAUGUUGCAAAGGUGGCCACAGGUUCCAUGCCAGACCCGCUUGUCUAGUGUGCAGCUUUGCUGUCCACAUCCGCCCCUGGCCUUAUGGAGGGAAGUGAGUUUGGAGUGCCGGGGUUGGGCCAGAUGUGGAUGUUGGGGAGUUACAGGACUUUCCCCCAGGUCUCAUCUCCAUCCCUUUUCCAGGCAAACUCCCCUUCUCUGCCCAGUCCAGGGUCUCUUCCCCAGGCCUCAGGAGGUAGGUCCCAGCAGGAUCAGCCCUGUAAAGGCAGAAGGGUCCUGGGACUGUGUGUUCUUCAGAUUUCCAGCCUGCAGGCCCUUUCCAAAUUCCCAGAUAAGAAAGGGCCCGGGUACCUCUGGGCCCACAUGCCCUCUGCGUUUGCUGAAACCAAGGAAGCCUCCCAUCCUGCCCCUGACCAGGAGCUUUGGCCAGCUGGGACCAGUAGUAUCAGCUCCACCCUGUUUGACACCAGAGGAAACUGGUCCAGAUUGGUGAGUGGGAAGAUGGGUAGGUACGCAGCCCUGGAAUGAAUCAGGAUGAUAUGAGGCAGCAGAGGGGGCAGAUUACCCCAAGGGACUCCUGACUUGCAGCCUGAGGAAUUCCCCCUUUGUUCCUACAUACAGCCCCUGCUGGACUCAGAGGUCUCCCAGCUCCUUUUCCUGUGGGCAGCUCGCGACACUCCAAAAACCUUUUCUAAGAAGUGCAGCCACUGGGAGCACUGCUAGCUGGUAGAACCAUGCUGCAGAACUCCAGCCACAGGGAAGCCGUGGUCCAUGUGGAUAAGACCCAGAGGGAGCAGGACAGGGAAGGGGUGUGGGCAGCGGCAGGAGGAGCCCUGGCCCCCAGUACCUCCUCCCCAUUCUCCCCUGAGCCUCCAGGGGCCUCGGGCAGCAUCAUCCCUGUCUACUGUGCCCUCCUGGCCACCGUGGUCCUUGGUCUGAUCGCCUACGUGGUCUUCAAGUGCUGGCGCUCACAUAAACAAAGGCAGCAGCUGGCCAAAGCUCGGACCGCAGAGCUGGGGGCCCUCAGCAGGGACCAGCCGCAUGGGGACAGCAGUGUCUUCCGGGACUCUCCAGCCAGCCUGGAGCCCUGUGCCCCCAGCCAAGGGCCACCUCCUGAACUUGGCUGCCGGCUUUACCUCCAUCUUCCUCGGCAGCAGCAGGAGGAAGUGGAACGGCUCCUGGAGGUGUCGGGUGAACUGGACGACGGCUGGCGGGGUCUGGCGGGCCGUCUGGGCUACCAGGCUGAGGCAGUGGAGACCAUGGCCCGGAGCCCGGGGCCUGCCUCUGCCCUGCUGAGGGACUGGGCUGUCCAGGAAGGCAGUGGCGCCACCCUCAGAGCGCUAGCAGACGCCCUCGCUGCCAUGGGUCGUGAAGAUGUGGUCCGGGUCCUGGGCCCCCCGGCCGAGGGCUGCUCCGUGGUGUAAGUCGUGGCUCCGCAGCCCGGCCUCUCAGGGAACCUGCUCUGGUGCUCCCCACCACCCCCACCUCAUGCACCUUCCCCUUCACGAGCUUCCUGGCAUUGGUGACCUCGGCUUGUUCUGUUUCGGGGGACACACAAGUCCCCUCCCCUCCCCCUGCCUUCCUCCAGGACAGGGGUCAGGAUGUGGGGGGGUGGGGGGAGACAGCCAGACAGGGAGCAGCAGUCCUGCCCCCCUGACCCCCACUCUACCUCCCCAUGCUUAGUCAACUGUUUUUUCUACUUUUGUACCCCACAUUAAAGGCAACUCUGG
This is a messenger RNA of Odocoileus virginianus texanus, 2289 nucleotides long. Lineage: Eukaryota; Metazoa; Chordata; Mammalia; Artiodactyla; Cervidae. The record is from RefSeq and is a predicted model, not a curated record.